GCCAGUCGCUCCGUGCCCCCCGGCCUGCCCUCACGCCGCGCGCGCCGCCGGGAUCGAUCCCAGCCUCCGCCGCCGACCGCAGUGGACACACUCUGUCAAGUGUCGUGUGUGCUGUUUUUUUCUGUGACUCCCGAACUAGGAUUUUGUGUUGACCGCCCCCAUACACGUGUGUUUCUGUUUCUUCCCAGUCCCGCGCCCACCAACGAGAAGUGUCGACCUCCCCUUAUGUACACUGGUAUGAGAGCAGCCGCCUCCCCGCAAUGGUAUCGUGAGGCACGAUGCGGCUGUUCCGUCAGAAGCGCCCGGUGAGCACGCCCCCCGCCCCCGCCCCGCACCCCGCAGACUUCUACCUCGUCACCGCCCUGCCAGCCAUGGUCAUGGAGGACGACGUCAAGGAGAUGAAGAAGGUGUUCGCGACGUGGGGUCGCCGGAUGGGGAAGAAGCUCGACAUGCUGAGGAAACCCGAAGGCAAGGAAGCCUCCGAAGUAUCGCCCCCUGAUGAAAACUUCAAAGAGGACAUUCCUGCCAUCACGGGACAGUACAAGAAGAAACAGAACUGGAAGAUGGGACGCAGCAGCUCCGAGACCACUUCGCUAAAGAAAGAUAACGACACAGACUCUAUCAGAAGUGGUUCGCGAGAUAGAUCUCCGAGUCCCUUCAAACAGUUCUUCCACAGAAUGGGCUCCACGGGGAUGCUCAACAGCUCCAAGACACAAUCCUUGCACAACCAGAAGUCACCGGAAAGCUACUCGGUGGCGAGCGGCGCCCCGCUCUACCGCAGUUGUUCCACCUCACACCUCUCCACCUACGUCAAGGCUGACGACCCUUCGGACGACAUCGACCUACAGAACGGCGACAACGAUAACAAGAAAAAUCAGACACCCAAACACAGUAACUUGAUACCCGAUGACACGUUAAACACCUCGACGAAAGCUAUUAGUUGUGAUAAUAUUCCGAACUUGGAAGGGCAAAACAAUAAUGGUAUCUGUAAGAAACCCAACUUUCCUUAUGCGUUUUUGCGGUCGAAACUUUCAGUUUUACCUGAAGAAAACAGCAUAGCAUCACAGAGAGGAGGAUGCGUAAGGCAAAGUUUCUCAGAAAGGAUUGGAAGGAAAUCACCGAAAUUUCGGAGAGAAAGACUGUUUAUUUCGAACUCGCAUUCGGAAGAGCGAUAUCAAAGUAGUGACUGUAUAUCAGUUCACGAAGACAUGCUAAUCGCUUCAGCGUUACGUAACGACUUCGAGUUCUCGCGUAGCUCAAUGCGGAGUAUAAAUGACACAGACACAAAUAUAUAUCAACCCAAGCGUAUGGAGGAUAACAUGUCCAGGAGAUCGUCAAUGAUUUCCCACCGAGCUCCUUUAGAUUACGACCCAAUGCUGAUGCCUCGGAACAGGAAUAGUUUACCAGUGUAUGAGUAUAAUUCGACGGUGGGGUCGAUGCGGGACAUCCGCAGCUCGCUGGCGUCGUCGACGCACAGCAUCCACCCCGGGCCGGAGACGCAGGAGGUGCUGCAGGCGCACCGGCUCAGCAGCUACGUGAGUUCCAACGAGUCCGGCUACGACAGCGACGGGCGGCCCACGGACGAGCACAGCCACUCGCCGCCCGGCUACCUGGGGCACCUGCCCGGCGCCGAACGUGCCCCGCCUACUGACAAUCCCGAUGUACAUUCUAUACACGGCACAUUUUCGAGGCAGUACAGUCUGAAUCACAAAAUAAACGUCAGCCGAAUUCAAAUUCCAGCCCGCAGAAGUUCAACGCCGUGCGCACUGUUUCCUGUUGAGAAUACAUCGUAUGACUACGAAAAUGACAACAGAGAAAACAGUAACAUACAUCGGUCAUCAAACAAUACAUUCAACAGCAUGAAACUAUUAGACCACAGUGAUGCGAAACCUCCACCUUUGCCUAAAAAAACGUUAAAUAAGAAAACUCCACAAGUUUACAAAACAAUCACACUUGACGAUCGCGUACAGUCCAGAAAGAUUAAAUUCUUAAAUUCGCAGUUAACACCGUCCAAUCAUUCGUCGACGCCUAACCUAGACAACAAAUUGGCAUCAGAAGGCAAUUCAUCAGCAGCUCAGACGUUGCCAGAAAUUGAUCUAUUUGGAAGAGGACCGUGCACUAAACGAUUCAGAAAGAUCCGAUUAUUGAAAUCUAGAUUAGAUGAGAGUCUUGGUGUAUUUCUCGCCCAACAUCGAGUAGAUUUUGACAAUAGUGGAAUGAACUUUGAGAUUCGCUACAUUGUAGUGAAGCUGGACUUCGACGGCAUCGCGCACCGCGACGGCCGGCUGCGCAUCGGCGAUGAGAUAGUUAACGUCAACGGACGAGUCCUUAGAGGGUUGUCUUCUCUAAAAGAAGUGCAAGACAUCGUCAACUCAUGUUCGACAGAAGCGACUACAGAAGAAGGAGGAAUGUUCCAAAGAUAUCAAGUUGAUCUCGUUAUGGCUCACGACGAAAUAACGCCGGUCAGCUUAAACCAAAUCAUCAACAAUGACCACAGUACGACCGUUCCACCAGUAACCAACGUACCACCAGACAUUAUAUCACAGACUGUACACAAACCCACCACGUCAAAUCAAAUAAGAAUAGAAACACACUUCCCUAGCGACAAUCAGUUUUACGCAUCCAAUUCCAACGGCCCAAGUGGAUUCGUUAAUGACACUUUCGAGGCCAGUCGUCACAGAACCGACCCCGCUCAGAAAUGUGACUUUGGAGUCCAAGUGAGUAACGGUCUAGUACUAUCAAACCAUAAAAGUGACGACGAAAAGUUGUUAGAGAAACAUUGUUAUGCACAAUCCGCUGCUUCUUUACAGAACGUAACGAGCAUCGAAAUAACGUCGAAGCCGUCGCCGAGUCAGAGGACGGUACAGAGUAACAAUUACAGGCCGAUAUCGAUUCACAACUCGAGGCCGCCUCCCAUGGUGGAACAGUAUUCGUGCAACGAGAAUGCGAACAACGAACUGAAAGAGAGUUCCCAUUACAUAAAGCAUACGCCGCGGCUGUACCAGAACCGUUCGUUCGAGAGUAUACCGGAGCAGCUGAGGACUAGCAGCCGAAGUCGUUUCUUCAGCAGGAUAGGGUCCCAGCGGGGCGCGGGGGGCUCGCGGCCGCCGGAGCCGGGGGCCGCGGGCGCCGCGCCGCCGCACUACCCACACUCCUCGCUCCAUCGAGCACACUUCUGGAAGGGAGCGGGACAGAAGAGCCUCGGCUUCAGCAUAGUCGGGGGAACUGACUCGCCCAAGGGACAAAUGGGUAUCUUUGUCAAAACCGUCUUCCCGACGGGGCAGGCCGCUGACAAAGGUACCAUCUUCGAAGGUGACGAGAUCUUGUCGGUGAACAACGUGCCGACGCGCGGGCUCAGCCACGCCGGCGCCAUCUCGCUUUUCAAACAAGUUAAAGAAGGAAAAAUUGAACUGACGCUUUCAAGGAGAAGAGCACCAAGGUCCAGAUCUGUGGAGCCUCUCGGUAACUUCCGCGGCGAUAAUAAAAGGGAAUAAAAGAUUUAAAUUAUAACUAUAAGUAGACUUCGUAUUGUGCAAUAACUAUCAUCCUACUUAUUCAUUACUUGGCCAAAGGCGAACUCCACUUAACUAGCAACUUAUGUAAGGUUUCUAUUAUAUAUAUUAUUGUUAUUACUAUCACUUUUUAUGGAAUGGCAUCGAACUUUGUAUAUUAAAGGUAAUUUUAUACCUAAGUGCUGAAUGUAGAAGUAGAUACGGUUUAUAGAGCGUAAACGCAUAUCUCGUUGAAUGUUUCAAAGCUUAUAUAACGGCAACACCAAUCUUAACUAAGUAUGUAAAUGUUAAAAAUAAAUUAAUAUCUAAUGAUAAUUAUGUUAUGUAUUACUUCUUUAGGGAAGCUAGAUCUCGUUGUUUACAUAUUAUUAGUACUUAAAAUGUGUAAUCAUUUUUUUUAUUGUAUAAAGCUAGGUGAUUGAUAAUUAUGUUGCAUAUAAUAUAUGAACAAGUUGUUUAUAUGUACUAGAAAGCGUUUUCUAAGAAAACCACACAUUUGUUAUGACAACCAUUGUGGCUUCACAGAACAAGAAAUGAAAUAUGUAUAAUGGGAAAUAUUUCAUUAGGUACACUUUCACAUAGACUGAUUCAGGUGAGGUGCUACUGAACUCAAGCCGACUUACGUUUCCAGUUUUAAUUAACCUAUUCACCGUUAUUUUACUAAUUAACCAACGUAUUUAAUUUUAUACUUAAAUUAUUUAUGGCAAAAUAUAAUUACGGAGAUGGCUUUGAUCUGUCAUUUGUCAUGGCGAUUAUUUUAAUUCACGUAAUCGACAGGUUUUGGUGGCACCUUAACUUACUUUUAGUACCUAUUUCACUGCCAAAGUUAGGAUAAAGUUUUACCAGACAUCUAUUUCGACAAGUUUUAAGGCUACAGCGAAUACGCUCCGUCCACUAAUUGUAAUAUUUUACUUUUAUCUUGACAAUAUUGUCAGAACUGCAAUUUUUCAGACUACUGAUUACAAACCCAUUGUUAAAACCAUCCGUAUAACACCGAUCCGUAUCAUUUUAAAUAUAAUUAAUAAAUUCAUUAAACUAUG
This is a messenger RNA of Plutella xylostella (diamondback moth), 4552 nucleotides long. RefSeq lists its product as uncharacterized. The record is from RefSeq and is a predicted model, not a curated record. Gene Ontology annotation, molecular function: protein binding. Lineage: Eukaryota; Metazoa; Arthropoda; Insecta; Lepidoptera; Plutellidae.